AUGCAUGUCCGCUGUGGAGGAGUGACGCUGGUCUUGACAAGGCAGACGCUGCACGACAGAGGUGGAGUUACCAUGACGCUGGAGAGGAGACAAGAAGCGGCGGAAAGCAAACUGUAUGGAUUAGAAAUGGGAGAAAUGGGACGAUCCCGGUUUACAAGGGACAGAUACAGAGGAAUGCAGCAUGCACUUAAGCGUGCAGUAGCGGUGCAUUCCGAAGGACGACCGAAGAGGCAACUGCCCAGCGGCCGCAGACGCAAGAGAAGGAUCAAUGGAAGAAGAGAAGAACAAAAGCAGGGAAAGAGCGACGAGCAAGGCGAAAAUGGCAGUGGGUGCAUAGGAGGAAAGUGUGGAAACGAGCAGGGAACAGAAAGGGCCAGGUUGCUAGGCGGACAGGGGCCAACCGCGUUUUGGGUUUGGGCUGCCGGACGAGGCGCGUCGAGAUGCCUUGGGGGCGGGCCCCUGCGCUGUAACUGUGCAGGCCUGUCAGUGCGCCGGGUGAAGAAAGUGCGACGGGUGGGACGAAAACGCGACACGAAAUGGAAAGAGCGGUUCCGUCUGCGAUAUGUCGAUUUUUUUUCCCCCCCGCAAAAACCCAGUCUGCACAACGAGUGUACGGAGUACUCUCGCGUCCUCUUACGACUCCAUCUUAAAAUGGACAGACCGAGUUGA
Messenger RNA from Sporothrix schenckii 1099-18, 669 nucleotides. RefSeq lists its product as uncharacterized. The coding region runs from base 1 to 669 and encodes 222 amino acids. The record is from RefSeq and is a predicted model, not a curated record. Lineage: Eukaryota; Fungi; Ascomycota; Sordariomycetes; Ophiostomatales; Ophiostomataceae. The transcript has a single exon.